AUGGAGCCCUUCGACGCGGAGCGCUUCGUAGACCGCCUGGUGGAGGACCCCGCUCCCACCGCGUGGGGGCGCGGGGGUUUGGUCGGGGGCGGCGGGCGCGUGUGGGAGGCGGCUGCUUCCUCGUCGUCAUCGGGUUCCUCGCUCGGUGGUGGUGCGGCGAAACUCUUCCAGCCAGUCUUCAAUUUUGACGAGCACCAGCCCUACUUGGUCGGCGACGGCGGCGGCUACGGCGGCACAGACAACCACCACCACCACCCACAGCAGCAGCAGCAGCAGCAGCAGAGCCAGGACAUGCCGAUGAUCGUGCCCCAUGAUCCCAUCCUCGACGCUAUCUUCACGCCGUGUCGGGCGGUGCUGCCGUCGACCCAUCAUUAUCAUCAUCCUGCCGAGGCUGCUCCCGUGGCGGUUACGUGUGGGUUGGUCAGAGUUCCAUCUGGAGGUCGGUUUGGGGCCGGCAAGAAGAACGAAAUCGCCGCUUUUCGCCCCGAGCUCCUCUACAACAUCCCGCCGCCGCCCCCGCCGGAGGUGUCGUACGCCGCCUCCCUGCAGGUGCCGAUGGCGCCGUUGCGGCAGCCGUCCGGCGGCCGCAGGCUUUAUUCUUCUUCUCCUCCUCGCGGCAGAGUGAUGAUCCAGUCAGCAGAACGUUCUCCGGCGGCAGCGGCGGCGCGGCUUGUUGCCGUCGCCACGUACUUGAACAAGGAGGAGAAUUCCAACAACAUUCCUGUGGAAUUUUCUCCCAGCGGCGGCGGCGGCGGCGCGAUGAACACGGCUGCUGCUACUACUACUCCGCUCACGGGAGCCGACGCACACUCCUCCCGCGAGUACGACGACGAGAGGCACGCGUUUCUCCGCCGGCAGGAGGCCGCGCUCGCCGCGGGGGCCCGGUACAUCACGGGCGGGGUCGUCGUUGAUCCCGCCGCUCGGUCGGCGGCGGUGGACUGGCUCUCGCGGCUGCACGGAGCGAAGACCGUGUGGGGCGACGGCGGAGGAGGCGUGCUGCUGCUAGGGCCGGCGGUCAAGCUCGCGGGCGCGGCGUGCCUCGUGCUCGCCUCCAAGUACCAGGACCAGCAGGCGGCCUCUCUCUGGGGCGUGGCGGCGGCUUCCAUCUCCAGCAGCAGCACGUCGUCGUCGCAGCCGCCGCUCCAUCUCGGGGGUGGCGCUGACAGCGGCGGCGGGGUCGGCGGCGGAGGCGGAGGCGGCGACUUCUUCGGCGUCCUUGGAGCCGGAGACAGCCUCGGCCUCGGCGGCGGCGGCAGCGGCAGCGGCAGCGGCGGCGGAGGCGGUAACGCAGACGUGCGCGCGGCGCGGAAGGAGCUGGCGGCGACGGAGAUGCAGGUGGCCUCCGCGCUGGGCUUCCGCCUGACGGUGCCGACCUCCCUGUCCUUCCUCGGUGUCUUCCUCCGCCGGGCGGAGGGGCUGGGGUACGUGCUGGCCGACGGCCCCGGGCGGGAGCGGGUGCGCAGGGAGGCCGAGCAGAUCCUGCUCUGCAUGCUGCGGGAGUCCUGCUCGCUGGAGCACCCGCCGUCGGCGCUGGCGGCCUCCGCCCUUUACUGGGCGUCCUGCGUGACCACUCCGGGAGCGGCCCCGCCGACGUCGUUCGCCUUCCUGGCGGUGACGGGCUACGAGCUGGAGCAGCUCUGCUGCUGCCUGAGGGACAUGGAGGCCGUGAGGACCGGGGGCGGUAGGCGCUACGAUGGCGCGGGCUCCUUCGCCUCCUGCUCGUCUCCGGCUGCGGGUGGUGCUGGCGGGGAGGGCGGCGGCGGCGGCGGCGAUUGGGCUGGAGCUGCGUUCCCGGAGCACGCCGACAACUCGCUGUUCGGUGCUGGAGGCGGGCACCCCGCGAUUGCGGCGCUGUAG
Ectocarpus siliculosus is the source of this 1857-nucleotide messenger RNA. Lineage: Eukaryota; Phaeophyceae; Ectocarpales; Ectocarpaceae. The record is from the annotation of a GenBank genome assembly.